Messenger RNA from Enterobius vermicularis (human pinworm), 1641 nucleotides. The record is from the annotation of a GenBank genome assembly. NCBI's taxonomy places the organism in Eukaryota, Metazoa, Nematoda, Chromadorea, Rhabditida, Oxyuridae.
AUGAACAAGGAAACUUCAUCUUCUUCAAUUGCUGCUGGAUGUCUGGAUUAUUGUGGAAUGGAGACAAUGUUACAUAUAACAUGCGCACAGUACACUAAGGAGCAAACACUGAGACAUUUGGAGCAGAGUAAAGCAGUUGGUUUGAAAAAUAUACUUGCACUUCGAGGCGAUCUCCCGCAGAGUUCAGGUUUAAAAGUUGUCCCCAAAUUUCGUGCACUAGACAUGAUAAGAUGGAUAAAGGAAGAAUUCGGUGAAUACUUUACUAUCGGUUGUUCUGGUUACCCAACUGGUCAUCCUGAAGCUCCUUCGUAUAAAGCCGAUUUGCAGUAUUUGAAAGCGAAAGUCGAUGCUGGAGCGCAGAUUAUUAUAACCCAACUUUUUUUUGAGGCGGAAGAGUUUGAAAAGUUUGUUAGGGAUUGCAGAGAGAUUGGUAUAAACGUACCAAUUAUUCCAGGCAUUAUGCCUAUUCAGAGUUAUGAAAGCAUUCGACGAAUAACCACUUUGUCUAAAUUAACUAUACCAGAUUGGAUUCUUAAGGAACUUGAACCAAUUAAGCAGGAUGAUGAUGCUGUUCGUAGAUAUGGUAUUCAUUGUGCAGUUGAACUUUGUAGAAGAUUAUUAGCCAACGGUUCCGCACCUGCUAUUCAUUUAUACACCUUGAAUAGAGAAGCAUCAUGUCGAGAAAUACUGCAGACAUUGGGUUUAUGGGUUAAAAUGCCGCAGAGAGCACUGCCAUGGAAAUCUUUUGGAGGUAAUCAUCCGCUACGUUGCAAAGAAGAUGUCCGCCCUAUCUUUUGGUCUACACGUCCGAAAGCAUACGUUUUUCGUACCCGGGACUGGGAUGACUUCCCGAAUGGACGGUGGGGAAACAGCAGUUCUCCUGCAUUUAACGAUUUAGCGGAUUAUUAUCUUUUUCAUUUAAAAGGGUUGCCGACGAAAGAAGAGCAGCUGAGUAUGUAUGGAUAUAACCUAGAUAGUUUAGAAAGUGUGCAGAAAGUUUUUGUGAACUUCAUAACACAAAAUCCAAAUGAAAACGGCGUGAAGGUUACCCGUCUGCCUUGGAACGAACAGGAAAUCGGUACCGACCCAGAAACUUCGCUAAUUAAGGACCAACUGGUUUGGUGUAAUGAACAUGGCAUCUUAACGAUAAACAGUCAACCCCCUGUAAAUGGGACACCGAGCGCCGAUCCUUUAGUUGGUUGGGGAAGGCCUGGCGGAUACUGUUAUCAGAGGGCUUAUUUAGAGUUUUUCACAUCGAAAGAAAAUGCCAUAGCACUUUCACAAGUUCUUGGUCUGCAAACCCGUCUAAGCUGUCAGAUCAUAAAUCACGAUGCAUCAUUUGAUUGGACAAACGCGGAGUCGACGACACCGAUAGCCGUAACCUGGGGGGUAUUCCCUGGUAUGGAAAUUGCUCAGCCAACGGUUGUUGACCCACUUUCGUUUCGAGCUUGGAAAGAUGAGGCGUUUGCUGCCUGGUUGAACUGGGCUCAAGCAUAUCCAGAAGGGUCCAGAAGCAGAGAAGUUUUGGAGGAAAUUCAUGAUGGCUUUUGUUUAGUUACACUAGUCGAUAAUGACUAUCCAAAAACGACUGUUAUAUUUGAUGUUCUAAAGGAAUUGAUAUCUGAAAGCGAUGAAAACUAA